GAACAAGGAAAGCCAUAUUUUUGCAGUUCUUGCCCUUGUGCUAAUGACAUUGUGUAUGCUAGGUUUCAAGAUUUUAGAACUUUUUGGUACGUUUCUAUGAGCGAUCUUAAAGUCAGUUCGUGCGCUAACGGCAUGGGUAAAAUGUACAAGUCAUCUUCUUCUUUCCUAUGAUGAAUUUAUUUCUCUGUUAGAUUCGUUAUUGAUAUUGAUAUUGUUGUCGUCUUUGUUAUUUUUAUCAAUUUGAUCAAGGGUUGUGUGCGUGCUUUUUUAAUGGCAAUGUCAUUGACGAUUAAUUUUGUUCACCGUUAUUUAUUUAGAACUCUUUCCCAUCGGGAGAUCCCACCACAACAAAUCAACCUGAGAAGUGUGUUGGGAAGCGGCACAUUUGGUGAAGUGUGGAAAGCUGUUGUGUGGGGUUUGAAUAGAUAUCCAGGACAUGCUACUGUUGCUGUGAAAAAGCUGAAACGUGAGAAACUGUUCUUUAGUGUGACUGUACUGAAUGGAUCAUUUGUGUGAUUAUAACGUUAUUGUAACUAGUAUCGUAUGACAAAGAGGGUUAGUGUUGAUCCAUCAAGUAGUUGAUGGAGAGAGCUGGAGACUUUUUUCCCACUUUUUCGUCAACGGAAACUAGGUAAAACGAUAGUCUGCAUACGAACCAAGUGGCUCAUCAGGCCGGAGCUUAUCCCAGUUUCUGUAGCAUGAAGCAAAUAGAAGAAUUUCUACUCUCCAUCCCCACCCCCCCAACCGGGGGGAUGCUAGUCCAUCGCAAGGUUAUGCAAAGCAUUAAAUUCGCCGGUACCCAUUUUUACACCUGGGUGGACAGAAGCAAUGUGAGAGUUAAGUACCUUGCCCAAGAACACAACACAGUGUCUCCGGUGGGCACUCUAAUCCGGACGGCUCGCUCCGGAGUCGAGGCCACUAACCACAGACUACCGCGCCUCCUAAUCAUAAGUUAUAUGGCAAUUUCUCUGGUACAAUUUUUUGUUUUUCAAUGUACAGAAACUACGCCUUACAGAAUCAUCUAACUUGAAGGCAGUAAUAGUGAUAUUAACUAUGAUUUUUAUGAUUUCUAUUUUUUAUUUUGUUUUCUCAACAGACAACAGCUCGGACUCAGAAAAGGAAUCUCUUGCACAAGAAAUAGAGUUAGGGCGGUCGCUCAAAGGAGACAGACAUUCAAACAUUGUUAACUUUCUUGGUUGCGUUUCUACCUCAGGUUUUUAGGACCAUUCAGUUAAAUACUUGUCUCUUUGAUUGCUUGAGUCACGUGUUUUGCUUGAGUCACGUGAUUUGGGUUAAUGACCUGGCCUAUCACGUGGUUACACUUAGUUGUCUCAUGUCUCAUUUCUUGUCUACAAUUUACGACCGCGUUAGCAUUGUGUUAUAAUUCUUAUAAUUCCUCUUAUUACCAGAUGCUCCGUUAAUGCUGCUUCUUGAAUAUGCACCAUACGGAGAUUUGCUUGGUUACCUAAGAAAAAGCCGAGGUCUAGAAGACAAGUAUUACAGUUCCCCCGAGUGUUGUCAACAGGAAGUGACGUCAUAUGAUCUGGUCUCGUUCUCCCAGCAGAUUGCUUCCGGCAUGAGCUUCCUAGCAUCUAAGAAAAUCCUUCACCGUGAUCUCGCCGCUAGAAACAUACUCGUAGGUGAAGGAAGAACCUGUAAAAUAACAGACUUUGGACUGGCGCUCUUACGAGAUAAACAUCAGUAUCUUUACUGUACGACGAUCAGAAAGGGCCGGCUGCCAAUCAAGUGGACCGCUCCUGAACAUUUGUUUAAUGAUUGCGAGGAAAAUGAUAUCAGAGUGUCGGAGAAAAGCGACGUAUGGUCUUACGGAAUUGUUCUGUAUGAGGUCUUCACUUUAGGAGGCCUUCCUUACCCUGGGUGGGGUGAGUGGAAGGUAGUGUACGAGCUGAAAGUCAACAAGUACAGAAUGGAUCAGCCGGAUCAUAUCAGCGAUGAGAUAUAUCAGAUCAUGUUAGAUUGUUGGCAUGAAAACCCGGAUCUUCGUCCAACCUUUGAACGUCUUUACCAGGUCACAACAGAAUUAUUGGAAGUAGAGCACUACCUUGAUCUGGAUAUGUCAAAGUACGAAGCACAUCUUUACUCAAAUGUGGAAGAAAUCGAGGCUACCAUGGGUUCUGCGCACUCUUUAGAGACACGAGGACUCUCUGACGAAAUGGUAACCAUGCCGACAGAGGAACAGGACAGCAGACUUUAGAACUGGCUCAGAGCCAUUUGGAAAAGUGUUUUUUUUUCCAAAAAUGAACAGUGAAGCAAACAUUAAACAGAUUGAAGGACAAUAGUGAGGUAGUGCAUAAGGUUACGUUAGGGUACGAACAAUAAAACUACAGUAGUAAUUUUGAACUGAUUUGCUUUCAUGAUAUAAUUACGAAAAGAAAGCAUUUAAUCAACUGUCAAUAUGACAAGCAAAAUUUAUUUUAAUUUAUUUUCACGGGAACUAAUUUUACGAAAACUGAAUUUUUGGUUAAGCCAAUCUGUGGUUUCAAAGUAUAAAUAGCAAAAUGCAAAAAAAGGAAAAGAAAAACAGGAAUAGGCCAUUUCCGAGUUACCUUGUGCCUCUGUUUUUUUUUUGGUUUUGUUUUUUGUUUUUUUCUUUAAUGAGUCCUAGUUCAAAACCCUUCAUAUGAAAUUGAGUUUGUUUCCAUGGAAAUGACCGUAAAGGUUUAAAACAUUUUCAUAUGAAUGGUAUCCCACGAAGACUGGUUUUGACAUAGAGGCUGAGGGCAACUCGGAAAUGGCCUAUUCUUCUGUCAUUUGUACUCUAACAACCGUGUUGUGUUACUAAUGAUAUGAUAAGCCUGAUUUGUCUCUAGCAGCGAUAAUUUGCUUGUCUUUAGUACUAAAACUUUUUAAGAAAGAAAUAUAAUAUAUUUAAUUACAUACAGUUUCCUUCUAAUUAUACUGUAAACUAAACCGGAGCUUCAGAUGUGAAUGCCACGUUAUAUAUAGGCGGUUAGUUGGGUAGAGUGUACUGGAGCGCAAGGAGUUACAGUGUUCGUAGCCACGGCGCCCAGCAUGAAGAUUAUAGUUAUUUUCUCCCAACGGGGGCCAAUAGUAAUACGGUAAUGGCAUUUCAAUUAUAAUAAUACUAAUAAUAACUAAUAUUUUCAGCGGACUCGGCAGUCACGUAAUACCAGUGAACCUGUUUUAUACACAAAGGCCUUCCGGAAAUAAAACGUACAAAAAGAGAUGUUAAAACUCAAAUGUGCGGACAAAAUACAAAAAAAAAACAAUAGUUCAAAAAUGAAUAAAUUAUUUAAGGCUAAAGAGUGCUAAAACUAAUCAAAAUAUUCUACACUAAGGAUUGAGAUUAAGACCUCCUUGUGCCGCGCUGGUAAAUUCUGAGACACUAGUUAGGGAUGUCCAGUCUUUAAAACAUAUUUUCUAAAAUACCUUGUCUAUAAAACUGCAUCUGGCUUUGCAUGACGAUUCCAUCAUUCUUUAAAUUCAAUCAUUCUAUUCAAUCAGUCUUUAAACAAACUAAGGACAAUAACGUAAACAUUGUAAAACUGCUGUUGAUUAAAAUAACCCUAAACCCAUCUUUCAACAAUUUUCACUUGGUUGUUGACUUUUUCUUCACCCCUUUC
Messenger RNA from Orbicella faveolata, 3605 nucleotides. RefSeq lists its product as uncharacterized. NCBI's taxonomy places the organism in Eukaryota, Metazoa, Cnidaria, Anthozoa, Scleractinia, Merulinidae. The record is from RefSeq and is a predicted model, not a curated record.